AGUAAACUCACAGCCAUGUCAGUUACCACUGGCUGCUUCUGAUGCACUCACACUACUGAUUCACACACUGAAAAAUCACUGCAGUGGAAACUGGACCGCAGCAAGAGGAUAAUAACCCUUUCCUCCUCCUCUGAAAAAACACCAUGAAACAAGCUAUGGAGGAUGUCAGUGAAGUGCUGUCCAGUGUGGUGAAGGAUGUUGAUCAAGCUGUCAGCAGCAACAUUAAUGGUGCUCAGCUUCUGCAUGAACUACUGAGCGCACCGUGGCUUCAUGCCCUGUUGAAGAUUUAUGAGUGCCUGUUAAAGUUCCAGAGACUGACACCAAGCCCUGUUUUGCCCUAUGCUUCAGGACUCUCAUAUGAGAUCAUGACUGUAAUACAUAAAGCUCACCGUCCUUCAGCUGAAGCUAGAGAGCUGUGCAGCCUCCUCAGCUUACCUGAUAUCCAGGCUCUUCUGUCGUCCCAUGAUAGUGUUGCACAGGCAGACUAUGAACCUGUCUUACCCCCUCUCCCUGAUGAAUUGCCAGAGGAUGAGGAGGCCAUGAGGAUCGUAUGUCUUGUCAAGAACAACCAGCCAUUGGGUGCCACCAUCAGGAAGGAUGAAGUGACAGGAGAUAUCUACAUCGCCCGGGUGAUUCAUGGAGGACUGGCUGACCGUAGCGGACUCCUGCAUCCCGGUGAUCUGUUAGUGGAGGUGAAUGGAAACCCAGUGGUGGGCCUGGACCCAGAGCAGGUCAUCCACAUACUGGCCAAUUCCCAAGGCACUAUCCUGUUUAAAGUCAUUCCAAAUCCAUCUCAGGUCAGCAGCAGCCAGGCACCGGUAUGUAUGAGGGCAAUGGUGGACUACAGCCCUCUGCAGGACUCCUCCAUCCCAUGUCCAGAUGCAGGAAUGGCCUUCAGCAGAGGAGACCUUCUUCAGGUAGUCGACCAGUCAGAUGGACAGUGGUGGCAGGCCAGGAAACUGCCAUGUGCUACAUUCUGCGCUGGUCUGAUUCCCUCUGCCAGCAUGCUGAAGAGUAAACAGAGGGAACAGUGGUGGUGCCAGCCACUACAGGUUCAUACCUGCAUCAGACCACUGACCCUGGCUGCUAAUGAGAACGAUCCUGGACAUUCUGAUGAGAAGCACGCAGUAACAGAUCUGGAGGAAAUAAAUUUUGAUGAGCCUGAAUCUGAUAUUACUGAUGGAAUCUACCUGGCCGGCUUCCGUCGGAGCUUCCGUGUCUGGAAGAGGACUUCCUACAGGAAGCGACGACAGUCCUGCACCACCUGCUCCCCCAACAGCAAUGCUUUGUCCACCCCGUAUGAGGAAGUAGUUUUGUACCAGCGCCCCCCACAGGAGAACCACCGCCUCAUCAUCCUCGUCGGUGCUUCAGGAGUUGGAGUAAAUGAACUGAGGAAGAGACUCAUCAAACUGAAUCCUUCGACCUUUCAGGGACCUGUGCCUCACACCACUCGGCCAAUCAGAGCAGGGGAGCAGACGGGCAGGGAGUAUCACUUUGUUACCAAAGAGCUGUUUGAGUACAUGGUCUGCAACCACAGGUUUGUGGAGUAUGGGGAGAGUAAAGGUCAGCUGUAUGGGAUUAGCACUGAUGCCAUUGAUGAGGUGCUGAAACGGGGGCGGAUGUGCAUCAUUGAUGCUGAGCCACAUAGCAUCCAGUUGUUGCGAACAAAGAAAUUUAAACCCUAUGUGAUUUUUAUCAAACCACCCAGCCCAGAAAGACUCAGACAAACCCGGAGAGAUGCUCGAAUCAUCACCAACUAUGCCAUCAACAGAGUUUUCACAGAGGAAGACUUUGUGGAGCUUGAAGAAACAUCACAGCUGAUUGAAGCAAAGUACAAGCAGUUUUUUGACAGCGUGCUGGUGAACUGUGACCUACAGGAUACCUGCAUACAGCUCUGCUCCAUCAUUCAACAGGCACAGGAUGAACCACAGUGGAUACCUGUCAGCUGGGGCCGAGCAGAGGAUUAGCACAAGGAAAAUAAACUUCAGAAGAUGGGAAAUGUUGGAAGGGAAUGACAAUAUGUAAGGAGAAAUAAGGAGAACAUGUGUUAAAGAACUGGUGAAAUUAUCAGAGCAGAGAAUAAGGAUAAUGUCAUGAGAUUAUAAUAUGACAUGUUUUUAACAGACAAAAGUUUGACAUCAGCUGGUUGAUGAGCCAAGUAACAGUUUGUUAUCUUCUGUUAAAUGCUGCAAUUCAAAGAGAUUUCUUAGAAUCGAUCCCAGUUUUGAUGCUGGGGUUUUUUUUCAUAGCUGUUUGAUGUAUUUACUUUCAGUCAUCGCCUCGCUAUCUUUGAUGUAAUGCUGUCCAGGCAGAUGAGUAUAUUGUGGCUUCAAGGAUAAAUAGGCUUCAUUUUUCAUUUAAAAUGUAUAUCAUGUGGAACGUAAUUAAGUACAUUUAAAAGCUACUUGCACUUUAUUUGACCAUUUUCAAAUUGGUCACCUUUAUGCUUUCAAAGGGAGAGCACGUUUUAUGCUACUACAUUCACUUGAUGUCUUUAGUAACUGUUUUAGUAGCUGAUAGAACAUGAAAUGUAGAUCAAGAAACAAUAACAAAUGAACUUUAACUGUGACACGGCAAAAAGAAUACACACACUGAGAAUAUCUAAAAGAUACCUCAUAUGUAGAUGUUGCAGAGAUGUCUGUACUACAGUACUGCAGAAUAACCUACAUCCAAAUUACACUGUAUCUACAAUGUGCUCAUAGGUUCAUCAAGUUCUAAUGUUUUAAGGGGGACGUGCAGUCAGUACAAUUGCAUUUAUUUGUGAUUAGCCUUUAUUGAUGAAUAGUGGACCACUGAGCAAGAAAAAAAAUAUAUUGUGUGGCUGAUUUCAUUUACAAAUAUUGGGUCAGAACAUAAAAAAAAUUUUAAAAAUGUAAUAUACAAAGUUUUAUUAAGGUUGCACAAAUGUUUCCCCACAUCAGUUUAUUUUGGUGCCAUUGCAUUUGCAUGCACAUGAUACAAUAAAGUAAUUAAAACUCAAAAUGUCAGUUUAAUUAUGGAGACUGGAGUAAAGUUUAGUCACAUUAUGUUUGCAUGAAAACAUGAUAGUUUAUCGCCUGUUUAU
Molecule: messenger RNA, 3064 nt
Organism: Archocentrus centrarchus (flier cichlid)
Lineage: Eukaryota; Metazoa; Chordata; Actinopteri; Cichliformes; Cichlidae
Product: MAGUK p55 subfamily member 4-like
Exons: 21
Coding region: 144-1967 (607 amino acids)
Molecular function (GO): protein binding
Source: RefSeq, a predicted model, not a curated record